UUGCAUUCCUUCAUAUCCUUUUCCCUCUAACAUUACCUAUUACUCAAUUCUCAUUCCCAAGAAAAAAAAAUGAUGUGUUUUGUAAAGCUAUUCUUUGUUGUGGUCUUGUUUACAUCUCUUUUCUCAUCUCAUGCAUCUAAAGAGCAUGAUAAAAUGGAAGAUGUAGUUAUGCUAACGUCGCUUCGAGGGAGGAGGGGCUUCUUCUCUUACAAGUUUAAGCCUUUUCAAGCAGCAAUGACAUGUGAUAGAAAUAUAAAAGUGUGUCGAGCUGAAGGCAGCCCUGGCCGCAAUUGUUGCCAGAAGAAGUGUGUGGAUUUGAAAAGAGAUAGAUAUAACUGUGGGAGGUGUGGCAGGAAAUGCAAGUACUCGGAGGUAUGCUGUAAAGGGAAGUGUGUGAAUACAAUGUUUAAUAGAAAGCAUUGUGGAGGUUGCAACAAUAAGUGCAAUAGAGGAAGUUUGUGUGUCUAUGGCAUGUGUGGUUAUGCCUAAAUGAUCAUAGGGGAACACAAAACAUGAUCAUUAAUUGUGUGAUUGUAUUCUGCGUUGAUUAUUCUUUAUUGCUUUGUUUUAUAUCAUUCAAGAUAUAUACAUGAUUAUUAAGAUUCUUGGGAUUUUAGUGAUUCA
Messenger RNA from Cucumis melo (muskmelon), 624 nucleotides. RefSeq names its product stigma-specific STIG1-like protein 1. The transcript has a single exon. The record is from RefSeq and is a predicted model, not a curated record. Bases 70 to 489 code for a protein of 139 amino acids. Lineage: Eukaryota; Viridiplantae; Streptophyta; Magnoliopsida; Cucurbitales; Cucurbitaceae.